CGCCCUGUCGGCCGCCCAUCAUUAUAUUUGUAAACAAAUUGAAUCAAACCUAUUCGCAGCUUACUCGGGCUUCUCACGGCUUGUCUGCAGAUGAUAAUUGUCCGCAAGCGCUAACGGGAUUAUCCGGGAUAACUUACGGUAAUAUGGGCGGGACGGGUCAGACACGGUUGGUGCAUCGAUACGUUGAAACCUUGUAAUUGUGUGCUUGUGAAAUAGUGUUAAGAUGGAGAUCUGAAGCCCGGCGAGCAACGGUGUUGGCUGUUCUGGUCUCGGAGGCUGAAGAUGAGCACAGCAUUGAAUCGGCAGCAUGACUCCAGAUGUGGCGGAUCCCCAAGAGUCAGAGCCACUAAACAUAGAGUCUUAUCAACCCGUGCCAGUUCAUCAAGGCAGAAAGGUUAUCCCAGACGAUUGUCCACCAGCCGAAGCGUGGGUGGAGAACGAGGAAUGUGCUGGCAACGAUAGCAGAACCAACAGCCCCGGAGAGAACCGGAGGCUUCUUGGCAACAAACCAUCGUCACGGCUGCAGGCUGGCUUGACUCUUGGAGUGUGGAAGCAGUCAAAAUGCUCUCUAAGCGUGAAAGCUGUGAAAAUAAAACCAAAAAUUCAAACGAAAUUCCAAAGACGGAAAGAGAAACUGCUAGAAGUUUUAAGACCACCAUACUUCAUUCUCAGCAUGAUAAUUUUCAUAGUGCUGUUGCAUUUGUGUGGUCCAGAAGAAUUAAAAGGACGAUUGGAAUGGUCUCCUGGAAGCUGGCUCCAGGAACCAUGGAGGCUGAUAACGUAUGGCUUCAUCCAUGCCGGGACCACGCAUCUCGCCCUCAACGCUCUGGUAGCACUUGCCGUGGGUUGGCCACUAGAACGUGAACAGGGCUGGGCUCGCGUGGCGCUGAUGUGGUGUGGUGGGGUCGCCGCCGGAGCUCUCGGGGCUGGUGCUCUGCAACCCAGGGUCAGAGUAGUGGGAGCAUCAGCAGCUGUCUACGCUUUGCUCACAGCUCACCUACCGAACGUGUGCUUAAGGUUCGGGUAUAUACCGCUGUGGUGGUUUCGUCCACUGAGCGUGGUAGUUCUGGGCACGUCUGAGGGCUGCUGGGCCAUGCUGAGGGUAACCGAUGAGGAGACCAACUACAACCACGUGGCGUGGGCGGCACAUGUGCUGGGCGCUGCAGUCGGAGUACCACUUGCUUUUCUUGUAUUUAACGGUGAAAACAGUUGGAAACGCAGCAUGAUAUGGUGUCGUUUGGUAUCUGUCCUGGUGCUAGUAUUGGGCGUUGCAGCUGCAGUCACGUACUUUAAGGUGUGGAACCCAAUUGACAAUUACACCUGACGAAGGUUCUGGAGCCAAGGCUAGAAGAUUCUAGACCAGAUACAAGCAAAGAUACCAGAGCCAUUAGCUUGGUAGGUGCUUAAUUGUUCCGUGCUUUCGAAGGAACGUUAAUCGAUCGACUUAAAUGUUUGCUACGUUAAAGCAAUGUUAAGGUUUAAUCUUGUUUAGAGUUUCUUAAUACGGAUUGACUUGAUAAAUUUAACCCACCCGAUCAUCUUGAGGUUAUAGAGAAGACAGUUGACGAAACAAAUUCGAUUGAUAUAAUGGUACAAAUUUAAAGUGUUCAUUAUACAAUGUUUUCCAAAUUAACUUUGACAUUUGAUUCGAAUAUUUUUUGAGUCUAUUUUACGGAUUCUGUGAUUGGAUAUGGUUUUCAUCUAGCGUUAAAACUUUUAAAUGGAUUUUAGCGUUGUCUGUUUUGAUCAAAUUAUUAUAAUAAUAUCUGGCAAAAUUUAUAUUAGUGUUUGAUUUUGGGAAUGAGUAUUAAUUGUUGAUCAAUAGUUAUAGAAUUCAACUAUUAAAAUAUUUCAGAUUAAUUCUUAAUAACGUUUGUUUUUAUUUGAGUUACAUGUUACUAUGAAGAAAAUUUGCUAUGUCUUCCUGUUAAAAAUUGUUGUUCCAGUGAAUUAAGCGUUUUACAAUAUGUAUAUCUCUAUGAGAGAAAGUUGUGAUAUUUAACUACUGCCAAAACAAUUGUAACAAAAUUAGAGAUUUCGGCAAUUUUUGUACUUUUUAUAUACAAUAGAUAAUAAUGUGACAUGUUGCUCUUUGUAAAGAUUAGGAAUACGUUUGAUAUAAUACAAUAAUUAGAAAAGGAUUAAUGAAAAUAUCCUUACUAUUGUUAUAUUGUAAGUAAUUAAUUUUAAUUGGCUCUUGAAUGAGUUCAUUUUUUCACUGGAAGAUGAACCGAAACGCACAAUAUCCCAAUCAAGAGGAUUAGUGGCAAGCCCAGUAAAACUAUCUACUGACAUUUAAGGGUGCAAAUCACUAGAUUUGCCAGCUAGGCUCCUGUAAUUCCUUUGGUUUUGCAGGAGAUUAUGGACAGCGGUUAUCACUUAAAAUCUGCCGUACGGUCAUUUGUUUUCCUCUUCCAUAAAAAGAGAUCCGGUUUUCAAAUAUGCGAGCGUCAUUAAACUGAAUAACAACUAUAAAUAGACAAUUGUUUAUGGAAGACAAUCGAAUGUACAGAACACCUGAUAAUUAGUAAGUGCCCAAUAUCUCACGGCACCAGAUUAGCCACAAGAGAGUUACUGGCCUUUCAGUAGUUUUACGACAGCUAAUGUUUCUAAAGCAACAGUUCUGUUCCAAUGUCAGGCCAAUGUAACAUGGAUGCCUCAAUUAAUAAUGUGUACAUCCCCUUAGAAGGCCUGCAACACACUUGUGCUAAUGCUUACCGCUAACAGAGGCGUCCCCAAUGAGCAUGAGUGACGGUGAUCAUAUUUUACCAUCAGGAAGCCAUCUAGCUCUCGUUACCUCCAAUUCCAUAAAAACGCGUUGAUUAUACACCAUAAAUAAAUUCUAGCAUUUUUUUUAGCAGAAAUUCAACCACGCAGCUUGUUUUAAUUUAUAUAUUUAUUUACAUAUAAAAGUUGCUAGUUGCCACCGCGAUGAGGUGUCAUCACCAGUUAAAUCAACAAAAUUUAUUAAAUCAAGCGUGUUUUAAAUACAAUAUAUUGAACUUUGGGUUGUAAGGUUACUCCUUGUUUUUUAGCUGUAGAAACAUAAUCUCAUUAUGCACGAAAGUGAUUGUUAUCAAAAUCCAACAUUUAAAUGCGUGCUAUUACUACAAACGCUUAACAAAGACUAAUAGAGUUGACUACAGCUGGCCACAAUUGAGUUACAAACAAUAAAGGUGAGACCUCUUCUCUAGUACAUACGUAGUAUAAUAUUAUAUUACCUCAAUAGUUCUAUCUGUAACGAUCUUAGUUUUAAUUAUGUCACAUUCUUAGAUUAAGGAAUGGUCUCCGCUGCGCUCCAACUAGAACCGACUUUACCGGGGGCGUAGUAUCAAAGUACGGCAACUAAUACUACGCCCAAGUGGGCAAUCUCGAGCCAGUCUCAAUGUCUCAAUGUGUGACGUUGACAUGCCACAGGUUCUGUUAAACUUUCCUAACAAUUGAAACUAAAAUGCCGGGUUGCUUAGUAAAACUUUGUAAAAAUAAUACUACAAGAAAUAAGAAAGACAUGUAUCAUCAGUAAGUAAUUUGUAUUUUAUUAAUUUCAAUGUAAAAUAACACGGAGCGUAUGUGACAAAAUUUAAAAGAAGCCAUUGUCAGUGUCAAGAUCACACACAAGCAUCUAUUAGUUGCCGUAAUAAAAAUGCUAAUGUUCUUAGGUAUCUAGUUGGAGCGCAACGGAGACCAAUCCUUAAUCUAAGCUCACAUUAUUGUUAUUCGAUUUAAGUCAUGUUAUUUGGAUUUUAACAAUAUCGUAACCAAAGUGAUUAUGAAUCUAGUCUUACUAGAAGUAUUAAUAUAGAUAGUUUUUAGCGUAAUAAAUACUCGAGCGAGCCGAUAGGUUUCUACAAAUAAUAUUGAAAACGCAAACAAAAGCUAACUACUUCAUUAAACUAAAACUAAAUUGUCAUCAAUGUCUGAUGUUACUUCAUUUCAUAUAUUGAGCCCAUAUUGCAUUGUAUAAAUUAUGAUUAGGCUUUUUAAAAUGAAAUGGAAUUUAACACAUUAAAAAGUUAUUCGAUUAGCCGGUGAAAAUCGUUUAGCAAGUAAGCUGUAAUUAACUGAACAUUGUUCACUUUUUCGAACUGCCUUGUAUAAUGUCAGAAUUUAUGUAAAUAAAUUAAUUAUAAGGAUUUAAGCCGGUGACUAUCAUUUUGAUUCGAAUAUCAACGAAAUUAUUAAAAUAAAUAUUCAUUUAUAAUCUCAUGAAUUGAUUUAAAUGUGUGGCAGUAACGGCUAUCUAAAUAAAUGUAUUGUAACUUUAUUGAAAGUUGUUCAUUGUUUGCUGUUAAUAUUAUUUGCUGAUCUUGUCGGCUGAUGUUUAAAUAGUCUUCUAAUGUUAUUAGAUAGUGUAAGUGUGUAGGUUAAUCUGUGAUAAUAAACAUAAUAUCAGUUAAAACUUGUCUUAUCUUGGAAGUUUUUUGUGUACAUAUCAUUGAUGAAAUAAAAGCAUUGAAUUCAUAAUAA
Leptidea sinapis is the source of this 4467-nucleotide messenger RNA. Its product is annotated as rhomboid-related protein 2-like. The transcript has 7 exons. Gene Ontology annotation, molecular function: serine-type endopeptidase activity. Gene Ontology annotation, cellular component: membrane. NCBI's taxonomy places the organism in Eukaryota, Metazoa, Arthropoda, Insecta, Lepidoptera, Pieridae. Bases 308 to 1324 code for a protein of 338 amino acids. The record is from RefSeq and is a predicted model, not a curated record.